Molecule: messenger RNA, 879 nt
Organism: Knipowitschia caucasica
Lineage: Eukaryota; Metazoa; Chordata; Actinopteri; Gobiiformes; Gobiidae
Source: the annotation of a GenBank genome assembly
AUGGCCUGCGAAUUCGUCUCUGGUGGAGGUCACACGCAUCAACUAAAAUCACCGUUUGCUGUCAUGGCCAAGCUGUUUGAAAGUAUUGGGAAAUUGGGGUUGGCCUUGGCCAUUGGAGGAGGUGUUGUCAACUCUGCCUUGUACAAUGUUGAUGCCGGUCACAGAGCCAUUAUAUUCGACAAAUUUAGAGGAGUGCAAGAAGUUGUGGCUGGAGAAGGAACCCACUUUGUCAUUCCUUGGGUUCAGAAGCCCAUUAUCUUCGACUGUCGUUCCCGUCCACGCAAUGUGCCUGUUAUCACUGGCAGCAAAGAUCUGCAAAAUGUAAACAUCACAUUGCGUAUCCUUUUCCGGCCUGUGACCAGCCAACUCCCCCGCAUUUUCACAAGCAUCGGAGAAGAUUACGACGAGAGGGUUCUGCCAUCUAUCACCAUAGAGGUCUUAAAAGCUGUAGUGGCCCGUUUUGACGCUGGAGAGCUCAUCACCCAAAGAGAGUUGGUGUCUCGGCAAGUCAGCGAGGACCUGACAGAAAGAGCAUCUACUUUUGGACUCAUAUUGGAUGAUGUCUCAUUGACGCAUCUGACAUUCGGAAAGGAGUUUACGGAGGCUGUUGAAAUGAAGCAGGUGGCCCAACAAGAGGCUGAGAGGGCUAGAUUUGUAGUAGAAAAGGCUGAGCAACAGAAGCAGGCCGCUAUCAUCUCUGCUGAGGGAGAUUCUCAGGCUGCCUUGCUCAUUGCAGAUUCUCUGAUGGUGGCUGGAGAUGGUUUGGUCGAGCUGCGUAAACUGGAAGCUGCAGAGGAAAUUGCCCUCCAGCUGUCACGUGCCAGAAAUGUUACCUACCUUCCCUCUGGACAAGGCACGCUACUGCAGCUACCUCAAUGA